GAGAGCACCAGGGCUGUCGGCACAGCAGCAAACACCGACAGCCCCGCAUGCAGCAAUCUGCUAAUGUAGUCCGGCGUUGAGAUUUUCACUGCAAGUCGUAUUUUUCAUCCCUCCAAGUACUGUCCACUUGGACGACACAAUGAGCUGCAGCAGCGUUGCAGAGUCUGAGUUUUCAGAGGAAGAGUUGGACCUCAGCGCACUUGGCCAAGCCAAGAACCAAAGAAGUCCAAAGACGUCAUUUCAAGACAGCGAGAGCUCAACUAGCAGCCCAAGCGACCCGGAGGAGAGCCAGACCAAAAAACGGAAUAGGCCAGUCCGCUCCAAAGCUCGACGAGUGGCAGCCAAUGUCCGUGAGAGAAAACGCAUCAUGGACUACAACCAGGCCUUCAAUGCUCUCCGUGUUGCUUUGAAUCAUGACCUCAGUGGCAAACGGCUCUCAAAGAUCGCCACGCUGCAAAGGGCCAUCAAUCGCAUUUCGGCUCUCUCUGUAUUCCUGAGCACGCACCCUCCCAGCAAGCCUUGCACCCAUCGGGAGUGCAACAGGUCACUGGUGGGGCCAGCAGCGAUGGCAGCAUCUCGACUUGAGCCAACCGGGGGUACCAUCCCUCGACUGGAGCAUCAGAGUUUCGCUCCCUGGCAUGCGUCCAUCUCUCACCAGAUGCAGCCACAAGAGGGGCCACACAUGCACAGGCUGGCUGUGGAGCCGCACGUCUACAUGGAUAAUGGGAUCUCUUCGUGUCCCCCUUCACCACACUACCCUUGUUAUCCUACAGAGGGACAAUUUUAUGCCUCACACGACCACUGUGGCAGCCCGCAUGACCGUCCGACUAGCCCUCUGCGAUACUCUCAGGUGGGUGACGGGUUGGGGUAUCAGCCCGGAAUGUGGGGCUCCUGCUCUCAAGGGUAUAUAGACACUCUUGUGGAGCAUUGGGACAUCCCUGGCAGAUGAACUAUUUGCAGGAACUUGAGCACAACCUCUCUGCGGGCUCAGACAGACUGUAACAGGACUUGUGACUGCUAUGGACACCAGUGGACAGUUCAAUGAUCUCAGGGAAGAGUUUGAUGAUUUUUUUUUUUUGGGGGGCGUUGUUUCUGAUGAUUAAAUCAACUCAGUGUUACAAUUUGCUCUCGUCAAAUAUACCGUAUUUUUCCGCACUAUAAGACACACC
Messenger RNA from Hippocampus comes (tiger tail seahorse), 1169 nucleotides. It is a transcript of the gene bhlha9, whose product is annotated as basic helix-loop-helix family, member a9. Gene Ontology annotation, biological process: sensory organ development; positive regulation of transcription by RNA polymerase II; axon development. The transcript has a single exon. Gene Ontology annotation, molecular function: protein dimerization activity; E-box binding; DNA-binding transcription factor activity, RNA polymerase II-specific. Bases 140 to 949 code for a protein of 269 amino acids. NCBI's taxonomy places the organism in Eukaryota, Metazoa, Chordata, Actinopteri, Syngnathiformes, Syngnathidae. Gene Ontology annotation, cellular component: nucleus. The record is from RefSeq and is a predicted model, not a curated record.